Drosophila albomicans is the source of this 2674-nucleotide messenger RNA. It is a transcript of the gene dl, whose product is annotated as embryonic polarity protein dorsal. Gene Ontology annotation, cellular component: cytoplasm. Bases 494 to 2554 code for a protein of 686 amino acids. The transcript is spliced from 10 exons. Gene Ontology annotation, molecular function: DNA binding; DNA-binding transcription factor activity. The record is from RefSeq and is a predicted model, not a curated record. Gene Ontology annotation, biological process: regulation of DNA-templated transcription; cellular response to stress; inflammatory response. NCBI's taxonomy places the organism in Eukaryota, Metazoa, Arthropoda, Insecta, Diptera, Drosophilidae.
GUCUUCAAUUCGCUGGCGUCGCGAUCGGUUCGAUUUCGAUUCCCUCUUGUUAGUUGUCUCUCUUCUUGUGUUAGCUUUUCUGUGCUGUGUUGUUUAACUGUGUUUCUUUUUGUUUAACGUCUUUUGCGCGCGCGUGUGUGUGCUUUAAAAGCUCUUCACGCGCUCUCUCUCUCCCUUUCUCGCUCUAUCUAACUCUGUUUUAGUUUGCGUAUCGUCUCUCGCUCGCUCGCUCGCUGUUCGCGCGUUCGCUUCGUCGUCUGCGCACUUGUGGCGCAGUCAAGUUAAGAAAACCUGUGCAUGACAAGUGUAGACAAAUUGUAGAUAAAAAUAAAAUGAAAACGUAAAAAAAAGAGCUGAACCUGCAUUCAAAAUUUGUUUUUAUUGGAGUACAACAACAACAACAAAUAUAGAAACCAAAGAGCAACGCUCAAUGCAUUUUAAGUUUCCUUCAUCCGGCAACACGCAUCGAUUAAGUUAAUAUUUUGGCCUUGAAAUGUUUCCAAAUCAAAAUAAUUUGGUCGCUGCGGGUGCAGCAAACGAUGCCCAACAGCAACAGAACCUCAACUACAAUGGACUGCAGCAGCAACAGCAGCAACAACAACAACAGCAGCAGCAACAACAACAGCAGCAACAGCAACAACAAAACCAACAAUUGUCACAGUCUGCCAAGAAUGUGAGGAAGAAACCGUGUGUGAAGAUUACGGAGCAACCGGCUGGAAAAGCGUUACGUUUCCGCUAUGAGUGCGAGGGUCGCUCGGCGGGUUCGAUACCCGGCGUCAAUUCGACGGCCGAGAACAAAACCUAUCCGACCAUCGAGAUUUUGGGCUACAAAGGACGCGCCGUUGUCGUGGUGUCCUGUGUGACCAAGGAUAUGCCAUAUCGUCCACAUCCGCACAAUUUGGUGGGCAAAGAGGGCUGCAAGAAGGGCGUCUGCACGCUGGAGAUCAGCAGCGAAACGAUGCGCGCCGUGUUCAGCAAUCUGGGCAUUCAGUGUGUCAAGAAGAAGGACAUCGAAGCAGCGCUCAAGGCACGCGAGGAAAUACGCGUGGAUCCCUUUAAGACGGGUUUCUCGCAUCGUUUCCAGCCAUCGAGCAUUGAUUUGAAUUCGGUGCGUUUGUGCUUUCAAGUGUUUAUGGAGAGCGAGCAAAAGGGACGCUUCACCUCCCCGCUACCCCCGGUGGUGUCGGAGCCGAUCUACGAUAAGAAAGCGAUGUCCGAUUUGGUGAUUUGUCGUCUGUGCAGCUGCUCGGCGAGUGUGCUGGGCAACACGCAGAUCAUAUUGCUGUGCGAGAAGGUGGCCAAAGAGGAUAUCACGGUGCGCUUCUAUGAGGAGAAGAACGGCCAGAUGGUGUGGGAGGCUUUAGGUGAUUUUCAGCACACCGAUGUGCACAAGCAAACUGCCAUUACAUUUAAAACGCCGCGUUAUCGUUCCCUCGAGAUCACGGAGCCCGCCAAGGUUUUCAUACAGUUGCGUCGACCAUCGGACGGCGUCACAAGCGAGCCAUUACCCUUCGAAUAUGUGCCAUUGGAUUCAGAUCCAGCACAUUUGAGGCGAAAACGUCAAAAGACUGGCGGUGAUCCCAUGCACCUGUUGCUCCAGCAACAACAGAAACAACAGCAACAACAACAGCAGCAACAUCAGAAUGAUCAUCAGGAUGGCAGACAAAACAACCUUAACUGUUGGAAUGCCCAGAAUAUACCGCCCAUUAAAACGGAACCGAGAGAUACCUCACCGCAGCCAUUUGGCAUGUAUCGUGCGCCGCCAGAGUUGACACCCUCGCCGCAGCCAUUGUCGCCGUCGAGCAACUACAAUCAGAACAGCACUCCCUCGCCCUACAACAUGGCAGCGGCGGGAGCAACUGUGCCCGCCAAUGGCCAACAGCAGCAGCAGCAGCUGAUGUCGCCCAAUCAUCACCAGCAACAACAGCAGCAACAGCAGCAGCAAUAUGCUGAGUUGGGCAACAAUUACAAUCCUUUUGCACAGCAAUUGCUGGCACAACAACAGCAGCAACAUCAACAGCAGCAGCAGCAGCAACAACAUCAAAUGCAAUACAAUCCCAAUGCCAAUUCAAAUCCUUUUGUCACGGGUGGCAAUGCGGCACAUUGGGACAACAAAUUCUCAGUCGCUGCUGUGGCAGCUGCUGCGGUGUCGACAGCGCCUGCUGUUGGCAACAACAGCAACAAUCUAAGCAAUCUCAACAAUCCCUUCACCAUGCACAAUCUGCUGACUUCUGGCGCGGGCGCACCUAGCAAUCUGCAAUGGAAUUUGACCACAAAUCAUUUGCAAAACCAGCACACCCUUCAGCAACAUCAGCAGCAGCAGCAACAGUUGCAGCAGCAUGGCGUACAAAUGCAUCAGCAAUACGACAAUAAUGUCAGCAACACCAACAAUGAUAACAGCAACAACAACAAUAACAAUGAGAACGGUCCAACGAUCAGCAAUCUGUUGAACUUUGACAGCGAGCAGUUGGUGCGCAUUAAUUCCGAGGAGCAGCAAAUGUUGCGUCUCAAUUCAGAAGAUCUGCAAAUAUCAAAUCUAUCAAUAUCUACGUAAUAGCUUACACAAAUUCUGCAGUUAUUAGUCAUAAAUUGCGUGUGUUUGAUACAAAUGUAAAAUGUGUUUUUAGCCUAAUGUUCUUUUUAAAUACGAAUAAAUUAAUCGUUUUAGCAAUAA